AUGAACAAAUAUUCAAUCAACCAAAGGGCUUCUGUGGGUUACAAUAUUGCUUCUUUACAAGGCUCACUAGCAAAGGGUCCAGUCACACCAUCUGCACCAAAUCCAAACACCCACAUUCCUGCUUCAACAAUUAAUAACCAAAGAGCCUUUGUGGGUUACUAUUUGGAUUCCAUACAAGGCUCACUACAAAAGGGUCUAACCCCACCAUCUGAGGCCAAUCCAAGCACCCACAAUCAUGCUUCAACAAUUGAUCAAAAGGCAUUUGUGUGUCAUGACAACAUGGGUUUAUUACAAGGCUCAUUACAAAGAGGUCCAACCCCACCAUCUGCAACAAAUCCAAGCACCCACAUUCCACCUUCAACAAUUGGCCAAAAGGCCUUUGUGAGUCAUGACAACAUGGUUUCAUUGCAAAGCUCAUUACAGAGGGUUCCAACCCCACCAUUUGCACCAAAUCCAAGCACCCACACUCCAUCUUCAAAAAUUGGCCAAAAAGCCUUUGUGAGUCAUGCCACCACGGUUUCAUUGCAAGGCUCGUUACAGAGGGGUCCAACCCCACCAUCUGCACCAAAUCUAGGCACCCACAUUCCACCUUCAACAAUUGGCCAAAAGGCUUUUGUGAGUCAUGACAACAUGGUUUUAUUACAAGGCUCAUUACAAAGGGGGCCAACCCCUCCAUCUGCAUCGAAUCCAGGCACCCACAUUCCAGUUUCAACAAUUGGCCAAAAGGCCUUUGUGAGUCAUGACAACUUGGUUUCAUUACAUGUCUCAUUACAAAGGGGUCCAACCCCACCAUCUGCACCAAAUCCAGACACCCUCAUUCCACCUUCAACAAUUGGCCAAAAGACCUUUAGGGGUCCAACCCCUCCAUCUGCACCAAAUCCAAGCACCCACAUUCCACCUUCAACAUUUGGCCAAAAGGCAUUUGUGAGUCAUGAUAGUAUGGUUUCAUUACAAAGGGGUCCAACCCCUCCAUCUGCACCAAAUCCAAGCACCCACACUCCACCUUCAACAUUUGGCCAAAAGGCCUUUGUGAGUUAUAAUAGCAUGGUUUUAUUACAAAAGGGUCCAACCCCUCCAUCUGCACCAAAUCCUGACACACACACUCCACCUUCAACAUUUGGCCAAAAGGCCUUUGUGAGUCAUGACAGCAUGGUUUCAUUACAAGGCUCAUUACAAAGGGUUCCAACCUCUCCAUCUGCACCAAAUCCAGGCACCCACACUCCACCUUUAAUAUUUGACCAAAAGGCCUUUGUGAGUCAUGAUAGGAUGGUUUCAUUACAAGGUUUAUUGCAGAGGGGUCCAACCCCACCAUCUGCACCAAAUCCAGGCACCCACAUUCCACCUUCAACAUUUGGUCAAAAGGCCUUUGUGAGUCAUGAUAGCAUGGUUUCAUUACAAAAGGGUACAACCCCUCCAUCUGCACCAAAUCCUGGCACCCACACUCCACCAUCAACAUUUGGCCAAAAGGCCUUUGUGAGUCAUGACAUCAUGGUUUCAUUACAAAGGGAUCCAACCCAUCCAUCUACACCAAAUCCAAGCACCCACACUCCACCUUCAACAUUUGGCCAAAAGGACUUUGUGAGUCAUGACAACAUGGCUUCAUUACAAGGCUCAUUACAAAGGGGUCCAACCCUUCCAUCUGCACCAAAUCCAGGCACCCACACUCCACCUUCAACAUUUGGCCAAAACGCCUUUGUGAGUCAUGACAGUAUGGUUUCAUUACAAGGCUCAUUACACAGGAGUCCAACCCCUCCAUCUGCACCAAAUCAAGGCACCCAUACUCCACCAUCAACAUUUGGCCAAAAGGCCUUUGGUCCAACCCUUCCAUCUGCACCAAAUCUAGGCACCUACACUCCACCUUCAACAUUUGGCCAAAAGGCCAUUGUGAGUCAUGACAGUAUGGUUUCAUUACAAGGCUCAUUGCAGAGGGGUCUAACCCCACCAUCUGCACCAAAUCCAAGCACCCACAUUCCACCUUCAACAUUUGGCCAAAAGGCCUUUGUGAGUCAUGGCAACAUGGUUUCAUUACAAAGCUCAUUACAGAGGGGUCCAACCCCACCAUCUACACCAAGUCCAGGCACCCAUAUUCCACCUUCAACAUUUGGCCAAAAGGCCUUUGUGAGUCAUGAUGGUAUGGUUUCAUUACAAAGGGGUCCAACCCCUCCAUCUGCAUCAGAUCCAGGCACCCACACUCCACCUUCAACAUUUGGCCAAAAGGCCUUUGUGAGUCAUGACAGUAUGGUUUCAUUACAAAAGGGUACAACCCCUCCAUCUGCACCAAAUCCUGGCACCCACACUCCACCUUCAACAUUUGGCCAAAAGUCCUUUGUGAGUCAUGACAUCAUGGUUUCAUUACAAAGGGGUCCAACCCCUCCAUCUACACCAAAUUUAGGCUCCCACACUCCAUCUUCAACAUUUGGCAAGAAGGCUUUUAGGGGUCUAACCCCACAAUCUGCACCAAAUCCAGGCACCCACAUUCCACCUUCAACAUUUAGCCAAAAGGCUUUUAUGAGUCAUGACAGCAUGGUUUCAUUACAUGGCUCAUUACAGAGGGGUCCAACCCCACCAUCUGCCCUAAAUCCAGUCACCCACAUUCCAACAUCAACAUUUGGCCAAAAGGCCUUUGUGAGUCAUGACAGCAUGGUUUCAUUACAAGACUCAUUACAAAUGGGUCCAAUCCCACCAUCUGCCCCAAAUCCAGGCACCUAUAUUCCAACUUCAACAAUUAACCAAAAGGCUUUUGAAGGCCACAAUAUGACUCUUUUCAAAAGCUCACUGGCAAAGGGUCCUAUUACUCUAUCUAAACCUAAUCCACCCACCCACAUCCCUUCUCCUAAAUAA
Messenger RNA from Quercus lobata, 2841 nucleotides. Its product is annotated as extensin-like. The record is from RefSeq and is a predicted model, not a curated record. NCBI's taxonomy places the organism in Eukaryota, Viridiplantae, Streptophyta, Magnoliopsida, Fagales, Fagaceae. The transcript has 4 exons. Bases 1 to 2841 code for a protein of 946 amino acids.